Messenger RNA from Plenodomus lingam JN3, 186 nucleotides. NCBI's taxonomy places the organism in Eukaryota, Fungi, Ascomycota, Dothideomycetes, Pleosporales, Leptosphaeriaceae. The record is from RefSeq and is a predicted model, not a curated record.
AUGUACAUGCUAUACGUGAUGCAACUGCCCGGUCUCGCGUUAACAGACACCGAGCUACACCAUGAUGCUGUCGGGGGCGAUUGGACCGAAAGCUCUCUGGACGCGCCACGAAUGCUGGCACAGCGCAUCUCGACCCGACGAUUACAGCUUUGUUUUGGAGAUGUCGGUCUGCUUUCCAUCUUGUAA